CUUCUCGUCUCUCCGGGGCCGUCGCCACCGCGCAGAGACCUUUAGCUGACCUCUGCGUCCUGCUGCCACGCAAGGAAGGGCGGGGCCGCCCCGGCCGGGACAGUGUCCCAAGGCAGCGAGUCCUCUCGAGGCUACCGUAGUCCCCGGAGUCGGUGGUCACGUGACCCUAGGCUGCACCAUGGCUUCCCACAAGCCGCUGUCUCGUUUCUGGGAAUGGGGCAAGAAUAUCGUGUGCGUGGGCAGGAACUACGCCGACCACGUCAAGGAGAUGCGCAGCGCCGUGCUAAGCGAGCCUGUGCUUUUCCUGAAGCCGUCUACCGCGUACGUUCCCGAGGGUUCGCCGGUGUUAAUGCCCGCUUACUGCCGGAACCUGCACCACGAGGUGGAGUUGGGAGUACUGUUGGGCAGGCGUGGUCAAGCCGUCCCGGAGGCCACCGCCAUGGACUAUGUGGCCGGCUACGCCUUGUGUCUGGACAUGACUGCCAGAGAUGUGCAGGAAGAGUGCAAGAAGAAGGGGCUGCCCUGGACCCUGGCCAAGAGCUUCACGGCCUCCUGUCCGGUCAGCGCCUUCGUGCCCAAGGAGAAGAUUCCUGACCCUCAUGCCCUAAGACUGUGGCUCAAGGUCAACGGUGAGCUCAGGCAGGAAGGCAAAACAUCGUCUAUGAUAUUUUCCAUUCCCUACAUCAUCAGCUACGUUUCCAAGAUAAUUACCUUAGAAGAAGGAGACCUUAUUUUGACCGGGACUCCAAAGGGAGUUGGGCCAGUUAAAGAAAAUGAUGAGAUCGAGGCUGGCAUAGACGGGGUGGUUAAUAUGAGGUUCAAGGUGAAAAGGUCAGAAUACUGAGUAUUCUUAAUGAGUGCCAAAAGAGAAGGGAGAAACAAGUGAAGAUAACUAAAUGACAA
Acomys russatus (golden spiny mouse) is the source of this 903-nucleotide messenger RNA. RefSeq names its product fumarylacetoacetate hydrolase domain containing 1 (gene Fahd1). Gene Ontology annotation, molecular function: acetylpyruvate hydrolase activity. Lineage: Eukaryota; Metazoa; Chordata; Mammalia; Rodentia; Muridae. Bases 179 to 844 code for a protein of 221 amino acids. The transcript has a single exon. The record is from RefSeq and is a predicted model, not a curated record. Gene Ontology annotation, cellular component: mitochondrion.